AUGGGCCAAGGUCUAAGCUUCAAAAAAUGUGAUUUCAAGAUCCCAAUGAACAACAGUAACCACCACACUGAAGAAAUCAGCACUGAAAGGCUUAUGGUGAGACGGGGGCAGCCAUUCACCAUCACUGUGAGAUUCUCAGCUCCAAUACACAACUACCUGCAGCAGAUGAAGAAGACCUUCCUCAUUGUACAGACAGGAUCACAUCCUUGCAAAGCAGAUGGAACCCAGACUGAAUUUCCCAUCUCCAGCCUGGGAGACCAGAAGCAGUGGAGUGCAACACUGGAAGAACAGGACCUGUGCUCCUGGACCCUCACUGUGAACACACCUGCCAAUGCUCCCAUUGGCCAUUACACUCUGCAUUUACGUGUCCCCAAAUCUUCCUACUUUCUGGGCGAAUUCACCCUACUCUUUAAUCCCUGGUGCCAAGAUGAUGAGGUGUUCUUGCCUAAUGAGGCACAGCGGCAGGAGUAUGUUUUAAACCAAGAAGGUAUCAUCUACUGGGGGACUGAAAAUGCAGUCCUAACACAACCCUGGGACUUUAGUCAGUUUGAGAAGGAUAUUGUUGACAUCUGCUUCAGACUGCUGGAUGUAGGUGAAUACUAUCAACGAGUCAAGGAUCUCACCCAGCGCAAGAAUCCCGUCCACGUCUGCCGCACAGUUGCUGCCAUGCUGAACUGCAAUGAAUUUAAAAGAAUCCUGACAGAAUGUGAGUCUGGGCAGUACUACAAUGGGACACCCCCUUCCAAGUGGCUGGGAAGCAGCCCCAUCCUCCGGCAGUGGCUUGCAUCGCGGUGCCAGCCUGUCCGCUACGGGCAGUGCUGGGUGUUCGCCGCCGUCAUGUGUUCAGUUCUGAGGUGCCUUGGAAUUCCCACCAGGGUGGUCACUGGCUUUACAUGGGCUCACAACACUAACAGCAGCCUGAGUGUGGAUGAGUACUAUGAUGAAAACGGGACACUGCUUACACGGGACAGAAGUGCUCGUGUCUGGACCUUCCACGUUUGGAAUGAAUGCUGGAUGGCUCGAGCAGACCUGAGGCCAGAGUACAGCGGGUGGCAGGCACUGGAUGCCACCUGCCAGGAAAAGAGCACAGGUCCAUCCUUCUGUGGGCCAGCCCCUGUUCACGCCAUCAAGGAAGGGGACACAGAGGUUGAUUAUGAUGUCUGCUACUUCUUUGCUGCCAUCAAUGCCAAGUGUCAGAUCUGGAUACAAAACCCAGGUGACAUCCUCAAACCAGCUCUUGGUGGCACAAAGUACACAGGUAACAACAUCACCACCAAGAGUGUUGGCAGCGAGCGCUGUGAGGACAUCACGCACAACUACAAGUAUCCUGAAGGUUCUCUCCAGGAAAAACAAGUACUUAACAAAGCCUAUGAAAAGAUAAAGAAUCUUGAGACAACCAGCAGAAGCAGCAUAACAGAGUUUAGCUCCAUUCCCACUGCCCUUGAAGAGCCAGUCAACCUUUUCAUCCAGCUCCAGUCAAAUAGUUCUCUGCAACUGGGACAAGAUAUUCCACUUUCCAUUGAAAUAUUUAACCACAGUGGUGAAGAAAAGGCAACUCACCUGGUAGUUGGGGUCCAGUCGCUACAUUAUAAUGGUGUGCCCAUUACUCAAUUUUGGAAGGAAGAGUUUCAUUUUAACCUCAACAGCAAUGAAGUCAACAGGCUGCAGGUCUUUGUGCCUUACUCACUGUACAGAGGAGAGCUGGGAGAGCAUCACCUGUUGAGGCUGACUGCUGUGCUUAGAGACAAGGACUCCUACACAUACUUCGCACAGGAAGAGAUCAGCAUUUGUGAUCCCCCUCUCACUAUUGAGUUUCCAGAAAACAUAGUACAGUAUCAACCAAGCACCACAAAGAUCAGCCUCCUGAACCCUCUCACCGAACCCCUGGAGAAGUGUGUGGUGGCAGUUGCAGGGCGAGGGCUCAUUCACAGACAAAGGAAGUAUAGGUUGGGCUCUGUGGAAGCUAAAAGCACCCAACAGCUGCAAAUCCCAUUCACCCCCAUUCAAGCAGGGCCCAGAAGACUCACUGCAUGUCUUAACUGCCCUCAACUCCAGAACUUGAAGAGCUACAGAACUAUCAACAUUGCAGCUGCCUGA
Molecule: messenger RNA, 2097 nt
Organism: Acanthisitta chloris (rifleman)
Lineage: Eukaryota; Metazoa; Chordata; Aves; Passeriformes; Acanthisittidae
Gene: EPB42
Product: erythrocyte membrane protein band 4.2
Exons: 13
Coding region: 1-2097 (698 amino acids)
Biological process (GO): peptide cross-linking
Molecular function (GO): protein-glutamine gamma-glutamyltransferase activity
Source: RefSeq, a predicted model, not a curated record